Messenger RNA from Sungouiella intermedia, 1656 nucleotides. The record is from the annotation of a GenBank genome assembly. NCBI's taxonomy places the organism in Eukaryota, Fungi, Ascomycota, Pichiomycetes, Serinales, Metschnikowiaceae.
AUGAACAAUCAAUUAUUCCGACAAAUCAAACACUACGGGUGUUUACCAUUCAGAAACCUCACCACGUCCCAGCGUGUUCUUCAGUACUUACGGCUUGGGACAUCUCUACUAACGGUGAUUUUCGUGGUGAUUCUUCUUCAGGUUAACAACCAGUCCACUAAAGCCUAUGUGGCUAAAAUCAACUGUGCACACAUCGAUGUUGCCUACGGACUUUACAACUCGCUUCGGAACUCUAUUUCAGACUCAUAUGCCGAUGCAGACUACAGCAAUGGAUACCUACCUUCGGAUCUGAGUCUUACAGUUUCGGAAAUCAGUAUCUUGACGGAAUACACUCAGCAAAAAGUGUCUGAUGCACCACAGAGCAUUCUACUUGGGGUGUCCAGCUGGUGUAAAGUAGACUAUAAGACCAAGUAUCAAAAUGCACCACAUACUAACCAUCACGAGGCGAAUUUCACCACCACUUGCUUUGGUUACGAAGGCUCAUCUUUGUUCGACUAUCGAUGGCUUCUCAGUAACAAUGGUCUAACGAUUAUAUUGGCAUAUGCUUAUGAAUCUGACUAUGAUGAUGAUACAAGCUACGUAAAUAGGGUGGUAUCGAGGACACAAAAGUUCAGAAUUCUGAAGAUAGUCACCAUCGUGCAACUUGUAUUACAAUUACUCGUGUUCAUUUCCACGUUAGUGGUUUACGGUAACCGUGGCACUGAAAAGGAUUUAUCUCGGAUUCCCUCUUUAUUUCUCAACUUAGUUGCUCUCACGUCGAUGGCUGCUGGAGUAAGCAUGAUAGCUGCGUUUUCGCUUGUGUUCCAGGAGAUCAACGGAACGAUGAAGGAAAUCAGCUCAGGAAUGGCUAGCUUUGGAAUCAACAUGAGAACAGGUAAAACAUUCUUCACUGCGGCAUGGUUGGCGCUUGCAUUUUCGUGUCUUUCCAUGAUUUCGUGGAUUGGCCCGUUAUGGUGCUCAAACCCUCCCGAGGAAAACUACUUACAUGAAGAUGAGAUGUAUGCCAACCACCACGAUAUUUCAACCCUUUCUGAUCAAGAUGAGCAUUUUGUGGCAAGACCAUAUCAAGUCUCUCGUCAAACCAGGAAAAAGAACCUGAGAAGAGUACAUUCUAGGCUUUUUGACGAUGUGCCCGACAAUGACGAUUCAGACCAUGAGGGAUUGCUGGACAAAGAAGACCCCGAUUGUGAAAGUUACAGGGAUGAGGUGACCCCACAGGUACUUGAACUGUCAAGUAGGGUUCAUAGCGAGUCGGAGCUCCGUAAGUUGGGAGAAAAAAUGGCCAGGAAGUUAUCGACUCGCCAGCUUAAUCGCAGAAAGAAAGUGCUUGAUAUACUUCCAGAGAAAGAAGAAACAAAGAAUUUACUUUACAGUGACUUGGCAUUUUCAAAUCAUCAAUACCCACAAGAGUUACCAAAGCUGAGCACAGGAGACUUGAGCAGAACACAGUCUCUUAGCAAGCAAGUCAGAAAAAUCAGCGAUCCAGUUCUCAGGACCAGAAACCUACUGGAAAUGGACCGCAACGAUACAAUACGCAAGCUGCCAAGUUCGACAAAUCCGUUUAGAGAUUCAAUCAAUAGCGAGGGUGCAUCUUUUCUUGAUGAACAAGAAAUGAACUACUUGGACAACACAAACUUCAUCAACAGGAUUAAUUGA